Styela clava is the source of this 1132-nucleotide messenger RNA. Lineage: Eukaryota; Metazoa; Chordata; Ascidiacea; Stolidobranchia; Styelidae. The record is from RefSeq and is a predicted model, not a curated record.
UUUCAGAAAUAGUUGGUAUGUUCCUGUCAUGUACAAAGUUAUGAAUGGUAAUUAUUCCAAGUCCAACAAAUUGUCGUGGAUGUUACCUAACGAAAAAUUUACAAUCAACGAAAAAGAUUUAAUAUUGGUGAACGCUGAUGCAACUGGAUUUUACAGAGUUAAUUAUGACGAAGACACCUGGAACAAAAUUAUACAAUAUCUCAAGUCUGACAAAUUCGAGGAAAUACCAGUAGAAAAUCGUGGACAGCUCAUCAGCGAUUCAUUUGCAAUGGCAAGAAGCGGACGAUUGAAUGUAACGAUACCUCUCAAAUUAUCUGAGUACUUGCUGAACGAGACAGAAUAUUUACCUUGGAAAAUAUUUACCUCAAGUAUAGAGCACCUCGACAAAAUAUUGUUCAAAUCUUCUUUAUACCAACAGUUUAGGAAAUAUGUGGCAAAGUUGGUAUCGCCAUUAUACAAAGAAUACGGUUUUAUGGAUGAUUCUUCUAUGGAAGAUUCCGAUCUGUUUGACAGUUUAACCAUUCAACUUGCGACUCAUACAGCGUGUUACUAUGGAAGUGAAUUCUGCAUCGAAAACGCAAAACGACUCUAUGCAUCUUGGAUGAAGAAUCCGGAGGAGAAAAGGGCCAUUUCAAUGAACAACAGAGAAGAGGUAUACUGCACAGCUUUGCGAAACGGGGGAUGGGAUGAAUGGAAUUUUGCAAUGAAAGAACACAUUAGCACACUGGAUAAAGAAGAGCAAAGAAAAUUAAGAUUUGGAUUGUCUUGCGUUGAAGAUGAGACAAAAUUGUGGAUAUUGCUUGCCAGAUGUUUGGCGGAAAAUGCGAUAGUUGAACGUGAUGAAGCUUGGUCAACAUGUGUGGAAUUUGUCAUGAAAAACGAAUACGGUAGACGUAUUGUAUGGAAAUAUGUAAUAGAAAUGAAGGGGAUUCAAUUUUCUCAUCCAUUUUUUGAGUAUUUGACAAAUACCUUUUCUAGCAAAGAUGAUAUAAAGUUGCUGACUGAUCUGAAAAAGCGUGGAGAAAAUGGAAAAUCAAGACAGCCAGGUGUUGAAGGAGCAAUCAAGAAUGCAGAAAAAAGUUUGAAAUGGUUGGAACUAAACGAAGAAGAUUUGAAAAACUGGUUGAUGUAA